Messenger RNA from Protopterus annectens (West African lungfish), 1682 nucleotides. RefSeq names its product ATP synthase mitochondrial F1 complex assembly factor 2 (gene ATPAF2). NCBI's taxonomy places the organism in Eukaryota, Metazoa, Chordata, Ceratodontiformes, Protopteridae. Gene Ontology annotation, biological process: mitochondrial proton-transporting ATP synthase complex assembly. Gene Ontology annotation, cellular component: mitochondrion. The record is from RefSeq and is a predicted model, not a curated record. The coding region runs from base 356 to 1228 and encodes 290 amino acids. The transcript has 8 exons.
GUAGUUAGAGUUCCAUAAAAAUCUUGUAUCAACAGUAAGGCUUAAUCUGUGCUGUAAUUGGUUACUAGAAGGAUAUUGAGUUCUGUUUUGCAAUGGCGGCGCCCUUAUAGAAGCGCAUUGUCAUAAAGAAAUUGUUUUCAAGGUUGUUAGCUUUAAAUUUGUAUUGUGGCAUUGAAGGAAUACCGCUGGUUGGUUAUAACCCUGGAGCGUAACAAGAAAGAACAUGGAAUAAACUGUACAAAAGUGAUUUUAGUUCAGUAUUUUGUGUAAAUAUUUAUGGAUUGUUCUAUUUGUUGGACGUUUUCUAUAUCAAGUGAAUAGCCUUGGUUCGGGAUAAUUAAGUUUGUACGACAUUAUGUUGUGCAUUUAUUAUCGGUUUCAUUCAGCUUGUUCCCGUGCUUUGGGAUCUUCUGGUUGGCCUUCUUUGACUCACUUAGUCCGACUCUCUCCAAAGAUCUUGCCUACUCGGGCAUAUACUCCCCCUGAAGAAAGAAAAAAAUUUUACGAGGGAGUCAGCAUUUCACAGUGUGAAGGUGGUGCUUUUGAAAUUAACCUUGAUCGUAGAAAAUUAAGGACUCCACAAGGAAGACUCUUUACUGUCCCAAAUGAAGCCAUGGCGAUUGCAGUAUCUACCGAAUGGGACUCGCAGCAAGACACUAUCAAGUUCUAUACAAUGCACCUGACAACUUUAUGUAAUACAGCUCUGGAUAACCCAACCAACAGAAAUAAAGAACAGUUGAUUCGUGCUGCUUUGAAGUUUUUGGAUACAGAUACCAUUUGUUACAGAGUGGAAGAACCUCCAAAGCUGGUAGAACUGCAAAGGAAUGAAUGGGACCCAGUCAUUGACUGGGCUGAAAAAAGGUACCAAGUGGAGAUUGGAAGCUCAUCCAGCCUAAUGGGACCCAAGAUUCCCGUAGAAACAAAAAAUACAUUUCAUCAGCACCUGGAUUCUUACAGUUUGUGGGCUUUAAUAGGACUGGAAUUUGUAAUAACACAGUUGAAAUCCCUUAUUUUGGCUCUUGGCUUGAUUGACAGACACCUAACAGUAGAGAAGGCAGUGCUUCUUUCACGCUUGGAAGAGGAGUAUCAGAUCCAGCGAUGGGGCAGUGUGGAGUGGGCUCAUGACUAUGAGCAGCAGGAGCUUCGCGCUCGGACAGCAGCUGGGGCACUCUUUGUACACUCUUGCUGUGAGAGCCACACUGUGAGACACAAAGUACUGCAAGACUGAGUUCUGUGGUGUCUUUAACCAGGAAGUCCAUUCCAGAAUUAUUUGCUAGAGUAUAAGCAGGCUCUAGACUUUAUAAAAGAUGCCAGUUCCAGAAUUUUAGUUUGUAUUCUGUUUGUAUGUCUCCAGGGAAGGGUGAGCAGUCCCUUUUUGAAUAUGCCUUGUGUGUAAAAGUAUUAACAGACUGCUGCUGGGUUUAAGAAAAUGAAUACGCAAAAACAAACCAGCUACAGCCAAAAUGAAGGUGUUUGUUCCAGUACAUUUUUGGCACAGUCACAUUUCUUGUUUAUAAAGAUUACUUUUAAUGUAGUUGAUUUUUUUUCUGUAUUUUAUGGAAGAAGGGGAUUACUGAAAGGACUUCAGUCCUUUUAAAGAAAUAAACUGUGAAAGGUUGUAGAGUAUUUAAAAAGAUAAUUGUCAAUUGUAUGUUUAUUUUUAAUAAAAAAAAACUGUGGCA